UUACGUGAUGUUCAACCGAGAAGUACAAARACAGAUGAUUCGCCAAUGGAAGAAGUGGUCAGCGGACAAAUGUCUGGGAAAAAGUCGACGAAAUGUCCAAGUUUAUGCUGGUCGUCACGUACAGGAAAUGGAAAGUCCAGCUGCUUUUCUUUCACCAUCUCGUGAAUGGAAUCCCUUCUUCGAAUACCAUGCAAGACCAGUAAAACUACCCAUGAAACUUCACGAAGAUGGUGGCAAAAUCAAUAGUCGACAGGGGUUGCGCAAUGCCGUAUCUGUUAUGAGUCAUGACUCGUACUUGACGGGUGUCAGGGAACAAGCGGUUCUUGGUGGUACUUGCUCAAAACAUGUGUACAGUAAAAAUACCAUGGUUUGUGUUUCUAACCGCAAUUGCUACAGCGAGGGCGAAUUGAACCACACAUUUGAAUAUUUCGUGUAGAUUUAAAAAAGUCUUCAUUAGUCAUAGAACAACAGAUAAACAAGCAGUGACUAGUUUAUACUAGUUGAGACUGUAUUGUUGUGUUGAAUUGAUGGGUUACAAGCAUGCAUUCCCAAGAGAGUCAAAAGACAAAAACAUGGCAGCCAUUGUGGUGCUGUUAACAAUGGAUGCUAAAGCCCCGUUUACACUAGCGAUUUUU
Actinia tenebrosa (Australian red waratah sea anemone) is the source of this 635-nucleotide messenger RNA. RefSeq lists its product as uncharacterized. The record is from RefSeq and is a predicted model, not a curated record. NCBI's taxonomy places the organism in Eukaryota, Metazoa, Cnidaria, Anthozoa, Actiniaria, Actiniidae.